CGCUGCCUGCACCCAUACACUGAUAGGGAGCGUUGGUUCGCUCGCUCGUGCGGUCCCUGAAGAUGGUCUGAAACUCAAGCGCGUGUUUUUUUUCCUCCCAUCCACUGUGAAGAGCUCGAGCCGAGAGCUACAAUGUUGACGAGGCUUUUCAGUGACCCCUCGCUGCUGCCUGAUGUGCAGAAAUACUCGGGCUGGGCGGACAGCGAGGACGAGGAUUCCAAAAUCAAAGAUGAGGAUCACGAUACCCAGGACGACACGGCGGAUUCUGAGCUGAGAGAAGACAGCCGGACGCAGUCCGAGCAUAACGAGGACGACGAGCUGGAUGAAGAGGAUGACGGAGAGGAUACAGAGGGCGACAGGCCCAAGAAAAGAGGCCCCAAGAAGCGCAAAAUGACUCCGGCCCGUGUCGAGCGCUCUAAGGUGCGGCGGGUGAAGGCCAACACACGGGAGCGAACCCGCAUGCACGACCUGAACUCUGCGCUUGACAAUCUGCGUAAAGUAGUGCCCUGCUAUUCCAAAACGCAAAAACUUUCCAAAAUCGAGACGCUGCGGUUGGCCAAAAACUAUAUCUGGGCCCUGUCGGAGAUAUUGCGCUCUGGAAAAAGGCCCGACCUUGUGGCAUACGUUCAGACGCUGUGCAAGGGACUCUCCCAGCCAACGACCAACCUGGUGGCGGGAUGCCUGCAGUUGAACUCCCGUAAUUUCCUAACCGAGCAGCAGUGUCAGGACGGGGGGAGGUACGGGUCCGGCUCCUUCCCAAUGCAUUCCUACCCAUACCAGUGUGCGCGUCUCACAAGCCCCCACUGCCAGCCGGGCUCCGGCUCAAACUCGCAUCCGCUGAGGACGCACGGCUACAGCUCGACUUACGACUCUAUGUAUGGUGGGAGCGGAUCCCCGGAGUAUAACAGCCCCGAGUAUGAGGGGCCCAUCAGCCCGCCCCUGUGCGUCAAUGGCAACUUUUCCCUAAAGCACCAAGGCUCUGCGUCCCCCGAAAACGAGAAGGGGUACUACUCUAUGCAUUACUCCGGCCUGUCUGGCCCCAGACCCACCGGGCCCCCCAACCUGGUGUUUGGCUCCUCGGGGGCCCGGAGCGGCAUUCACUCUGAAAACGUCCUGCCUUACCACGACAUGCACUUACACCACGAACGGGCCCCCGUGUAUGAUGAACUGAACGCGUUUUUUCACAAUUAAAAUGAGAAGCCCGACGUGCUUCGCCUGCAAUCAACAAUCUAACCACGGCACACUUUUUAAAGAGCGUACCCGCCAGGAUUUAGGCAUUCUGGAGAGAUGUUUCACUCGUUGUCAUUAGUGUUUUCCGUUACUUUAUUCCGUCUUAACUUUUUCUUUUGCGAUAGUCAGAGAUGUAGUGGAGGGUAAUCCACCCAAACCACAAUCCUAUCCAGUUUUCCAAGAUGAAAUAAAAGAGAUUUGAUGAACAACUCAUAUCAAGGCCUGUGAUGACAAUUUAAAUGCUAUUUUAAAGUGUGAUUUGUGUUUGUAUCGGUGGUUGUUUGCAUUUUGAUGACUGGAAGUUGUUUAUUUACCACAACAUCACUGGCUACAGCUACACCUUGACAUUGGCAUGCUUUUCUAAUCUUGAGAGAUUAGAAAUAAAUCAAUGAACAAGCUAAUGCAAAUCACAUUUACUUGCCUGUAUACAUGCAAGAUUUGGGAGGUUGUGGUUUUUGAAAAUUAUGAAAUAUAAGGAAAUGCAAAGAAAAAUACUGAACCGAUGAAAACAAAAAGUGCUAGUUGGGUUGUUUUAGACGAGUCUGUUCUCCAGCAAAUCAAUCGUUUCGCAUCUAUGCAAAACCCAACGAGACCAGAGAGAGGGGCAACAAGGCCCAGAAAGACACUGUAUGUUUCAUCAGCACUGUUGCCAAACACAAACACACGCACACGCACACACACACACACGCACACGCACGCACACACACACACACACACACACACACACACACACACACACACACACUUUGGAAUGAACAUAACGAAUCUGACAAUAGGGCUGGCCAACAACAACAAAAAGGAAUAAUCCAAAUAAAAUGAAAUCAGACAUUUUCUUCAUUUUCAUUUUUUAUUCUUAUUUAUUCAUAGCCUUAUUCCUCUAAUUGAGCCAUUGUACUGUUUAUACAUUUUGGUUCAACAUUGUCGUUUUAAUUUUUAAUGCUGUGUUGAAUAGGUUAUUAUUAUGAUUACUAUUUUUAUCAUUCUUCUUAUUGCACGUAUUUAUUGUGUUGUUUUUUGUAAUUAACGUUAAUAGUCAAUGGAAAUGAAGGGAUCCCAUGUGUUGCUCGGCAUUUCUUUCAUGAAAUUCAAGUCUUUCAACUUUGUAUUCAACCAACUGUGUGGUAAAAUAAAAUGACAAUAAAUGAGACUGUGCAACUUGA
This is a messenger RNA of Anarrhichthys ocellatus (wolf-eel), 2390 nucleotides long. RefSeq names its product neurogenic differentiation factor 2. The record is from RefSeq and is a predicted model, not a curated record. Gene Ontology annotation, molecular function: DNA-binding transcription factor activity, RNA polymerase II-specific; E-box binding; protein dimerization activity. Gene Ontology annotation, cellular component: nucleus. NCBI's taxonomy places the organism in Eukaryota, Metazoa, Chordata, Actinopteri, Perciformes, Anarhichadidae. The coding region runs from base 133 to 1191 and encodes 352 amino acids. Gene Ontology annotation, biological process: nervous system development; sensory organ development; positive regulation of transcription by RNA polymerase II. The transcript has 2 exons.